Pelmatolapia mariae (spotted tilapia) is the source of this 1493-nucleotide messenger RNA. It is a transcript of the gene gcnt7, whose product is annotated as glucosaminyl (N-acetyl) transferase family member 7. Gene Ontology annotation, molecular function: acetylglucosaminyltransferase activity. Gene Ontology annotation, cellular component: membrane. Bases 33 to 1325 code for a protein of 430 amino acids. The record is from RefSeq and is a predicted model, not a curated record. NCBI's taxonomy places the organism in Eukaryota, Metazoa, Chordata, Actinopteri, Cichliformes, Cichlidae. The transcript is spliced from 4 exons.
GUACUGGCAGACUACAGAGAAACAGGGCUAUUAUGCACCAGCUUGAAGGGACAAAAUGCAGCUUCCUCGUGUGCCUGGGGAUAAGUAUUAUCAUCUUUUCAUUCAUUUAUUUGAGGACUAGGACGCCACCUGAGUUAAAGCCUCCCCCAUCUUCAAGUUGCAAACCUUUCUCAACUACGUGUAAAACUUUUUUGCAAGGCAUGAAGAAAGGAGUAAAUUGGUACCGCCGUGACUGCCAGGUGGAAAGCUACAUUCUAAACAGCCAUCUGCCAUGCUCAAACUUGAAAAGAGAUUUACACUUUAUAACAAGACCUCUAAGUCGUGCAGAGGAGGCUUACCCUUUAGCUUUCAUUGUGACUAUUCAUAAAGAGCUGGAGCUUUUCGUCCGCCUCUUGAGGGCAAUUUACAUGCCACAAAAUGUGUACUGCAUUCACGUGGAUGCUAAGGCUCCACGGGAGUAUCGGGAGGCUGUACAGAAGCUAGUCAGCUGCUUUCCAAAUACAUUCCUCUCCAGUCACAGUGAAACUGUGACAUAUGCUGGUUUUUCUCGUUUGCAAGCAGAUCUGAAUUGCAUGAAGGACCUAGCGAAAUCCAAGACAGACUGGAAGAAGGUGGUGAAUCUGUGUGGACAAGAUUUCCCUGUUAAGAAUAACCUGGAACUGGUACAGUACAUGCAGAGCCAACAAUGGAGGGAUAAAAACAUGACACCUGGGGUCAAACAGCCGAUGUCUAUGAUGUACAGAACGCAACGCCAGUACAAGGAGAUUGUGGGGUCACAUGUAGCUCCGAAAGGGCUAGGCCUGAGGAAAAGGCCUCCUCCACACAAUCUGCAAUUAUAUUUUGGAACAGCCUACUAUGCUCUGACAAGGUCUUUCGUGGACUUUGUUCUGAAAAGCCCAAUAGCGCAUGACUUCUUGGAUUGGUCCAGGGACACAUUCAGUCCAGAUGAACACUACUGGGUGACGCUCAACCAUAUCCAAGAAGCUCCAGGCAGUCGCAUUGAUGGAGGCUGGGAAGGAGCUAUCCGGGCAAUCAAAUGGCGGGAUCAAGAAGGAAGUGCACACAGUGGUUGCAAAGGGCAUUACAUACGAGACAUCUGUAUCUACGGAGUGGAAGACCUACCAUGGAUCAUCAGCACGGACAGCAUGUUUGCCAAUAAGUUUGAGAGUAAUACCUUUCCUGAGGCACUAGACUGUCUGGAGCAGUGGCACAGAAACAAGGUUCUCAACCAGGCUACUGUUCCCAUAGAACCGUCAUGGCUACUGGCCAUACACAGCAACUACAGCAACAGCAGCAGCUACUUUAACAGCAGUGCUGGAGAAUGAAAUCACUACAAGCUUGCAGGCUACAUCUAGUUGAGCUUAUUUGCACUUGUCUUGUGUUGUUAUGUCAUAAUGUGAGCAUAGGAAAACAAAACCAAGGAAGACAAAAUGCAUGCACUGUGCAUUUUAAGACCAUGUGUGUAUACUAAUAUAUUUAUCUAUGAAACUCUA